AUGCUCUCGAAUGAUCCCGACAACGAUCUGCGCAAAGUGAGGGCGCACAAUUAUUCUUUCGUUCUGUACUACUUGACCCGGAAUGAAAACCCAAGCACCAUCCGAGACAUUCUUGCUGCUCAUCAUCAGGAAGACCUCGUUUUCGUCCUCCCGCGGUUCAUUGCUUCACCAGAAGACAACAGCCAUCCUUUCGAUCGGAGAUCGUCGCUCUGCUUCAAUGAAAUUGUUGGCAUUUUUUCCCCAGACCAGUAUGACAACUCUCACAGUAUCGAUCUGCGAACAAUGCUGGAGUUCUUGUGA
Molecule: messenger RNA, 300 nt
Organism: Guillardia theta CCMP2712
Lineage: Eukaryota; Cryptophyceae; Pyrenomonadales; Geminigeraceae
Exons: 4
Coding region: 1-300 (99 amino acids)
Source: RefSeq, a predicted model, not a curated record